Sordaria macrospora k-hell is the source of this 2454-nucleotide messenger RNA. RefSeq lists its product as uncharacterized. Lineage: Eukaryota; Fungi; Ascomycota; Sordariomycetes; Sordariales; Sordariaceae. The record is from RefSeq and is a predicted model, not a curated record. Gene Ontology annotation, biological process: DNA-templated transcription; positive regulation of transcription by RNA polymerase II. Gene Ontology annotation, molecular function: DNA-binding transcription factor activity, RNA polymerase II-specific; DNA binding; zinc ion binding.
AUGCCGCCUAAACGCAAGCCGCUUGAUGCCGCUGCCGAAGCCAAUGCCCACGCCGAAGCUCACGCCGGUCACACAUCAGGAAACAACGAUGCCCGUGUUGCCUCUGCGCCCAACUUAAACAACAGCAACAUACCCGAUCUCGGCCCUGGCACGACGUCACUUGUCGAGCCCGCUCGCUCGAAACGCCAGAGAGUCUCGAGAGCCUGCGAUCAAUGUCGAGCUGCGCGCGAAAAAUGCGAUGGAAUACAGCCGGCUUGUUUCCCUUGUGUGUCGCAGGGCCGGUCGUGUACCUACCAGGCCAGUCCCAAGAAGCGAGGAGUCCAGACGGGCUAUAUCCGCACUCUCGAACUGGCUCUCGCUUGGAUGUUCGAGAACGUUGCCCGCAGCGAGGACGCUCUCCAUAAUCUGUUGGUCCACGAAAGUGGCCGAGGCAGUGCUCUCCUAGUGGGCAAAGACUCGCCUGCUGCAGAACGGCUGCAUGCAAGAUGGGAGAGAAGUCGUGUCAACAAAAGCAUUAUCCGUCUUCUCUCGGGCCAGGCCGCACACGAUCCAUCUGACGACGGCCAGUCCCCGACUGAAGGCCUGAUUGUUGAAGAUGCCGGGCCAAACACAGCCGAACUCCCUCAUGCGUCUCAGUUGUCUUUCCCGGCGCCGAAUACAGUCGGGACGCGCACUCUACCAGGCCCGGUCCAACAACAUAUCUCGGUGAACACCCUGGAAAACAACCUUCAGCCAGAUGACAGAACCGCUCUACCCAGUGCUGGGAUAAAAAAGCUACCGCGUCAUCACUGGCGCCUACUGGAUAUCUACUUCUCGUACACGCAUUCAUGGCUCCCUAUCCUCGAGAAGAAAGACAUGUACCAAGCAUUGUACCAAUACUCUGAGCAAGGCUCGUUGCUUCCCUCUGCUAACGUCGAGUCUGGCGUUCAUGCCGAGCUCUGGAGCGCCCUUGCCCUGGCGUCGUUCCAGACUGCUGCCGCUGCUGCGUCGAAUUCUGCGGGUCCAACUUCGGCGACUCAUGGCGACAACAAUGCCACCACUCUCUCCCCCGCAGACAUAUUUGACACAGCUCGAAACCUCAUACCAUCGGAAAGUGGGCCGUCCCAGGUGCAGCACUGCAGAGCCCUAUUGCUUCUUUGUCUAGUAAGCAUUGGACGGGGUGACUGGGAGUCUGCUUGGUUGUUGGUUGGCUUUGCAGUUCGUGUCCUACUUGUUGUUCGCACUCGGUUGCCUCCUGGUGAUGACCGGUCACAACCAAGAAUUCGCACGCUGCUCGUUGCGUGCUUCAUCAUCGACACCAUUGUCUCUAUGAGGCACAAUGUACCGGCCCAUCUCAAGCCAGGCGACAUUGCCGAUCUGCCGUUGCCUGAAGACGGGCAAGAUCAAUGGGAGCCGUGGACACCAUGUGAGGGCUUAGGAGGAGAACACACGAUGCUACAAAUGUUGAGGAAUCCGGCAUAUCCUCUAAGCACAUUCAACCACAUAUAUGGCGUGACCAAACAGGUUGCUCUGGAACUCUUGCCAAGACUCCGAAUGUCUUCACAGAACGCUUCCUUGGAGUUCAGGUCGCGGUUGCAGCAAGUAAUCGGCCAUGAUUCUCCCUUCAGUGGCUUCAUCCUUUCCCAAGACACAGCAUCGGCUUUUGUGCCAACAGCAUACCUUACUCGUACCUUCUACCUAUGGGCGGCCGCUUUUGCUGAGCCUGCCAACGAACACUACUCACAUCUUCUGAUCGAGACCCUUGAUCAGUAUCAGAAGCGGUUUGGCACAUAUGCAAUCCCGCCCUUGGUCCCUUCACUUCUAGCUUCCCUCCUCGCUUUAAAGGAACAGUCGCUUUGCUCACAGCAGCACCGAAGGCAAUUGGAACAAGUUCUAUCCGCCUACUCCUCAAUAUGGUCUCAGGUAGGCCGACACAACAAUACCAAUCUCCAGCCCAUCCGACAUCUUGAGCCGCCGCCAACUGCAACUACGAAUGCGAAUGUCACGUCCCCUGUCAUGGAACACCCUUCCCCAAGCUCGAUGACUCCGGCCAACGAUCGGUUCAUUGGGUUACCGAACCCCAUCCCCUACAACACCAUGACAGUCCUAGACACUGUUUCUCAAACUGCUGGCCCUCGAAACUACGGGUCAUUCAAUACACAUAGCAUGCUCGGUACAUACCCACCUCCUUCCACCCAUUUGAGCGAGACCUCAAUGGCUCUAGCACCCGGAGGCGCUCCUCCUAGACCACCAGCACCAGCAUACGUUGAUAAUACAACGAAUGGUCCGCAUCACCAUCACCAUCUUGUGCCCAUGGCCAAUUUUGGAUAUUCGACGGUAGACUACGAUGCAAUGGUGGACGAUUUGGCGUCGAUCGAGUACACGGAUGCGGUGGAUGUCGAUCCACAGUUCAUGACGAACCUCGGGUUUGUCCCAGGCUGUAAUUUUAGCGAUAUCAAUGCCUAUGGGCAAUAG